Messenger RNA from Lepidothrix coronata (blue-crowned manakin), 755 nucleotides. RefSeq names its product pituitary tumor-transforming 1 interacting protein (gene PTTG1IP). Bases 16 to 447 code for a protein of 143 amino acids. The transcript is spliced from 7 exons. Lineage: Eukaryota; Metazoa; Chordata; Aves; Passeriformes; Pipridae. Gene Ontology annotation, biological process: protein import into nucleus. Gene Ontology annotation, cellular component: cytoplasm; nucleus. The record is from RefSeq and is a predicted model, not a curated record.
CCCCGCGUUUGUGGGAUGUCUGAUUGUCGCCAGUAUACGAACAGGAGCUGUGAGGAGUGCCUGAAAAAUGUCACCUGCCUGUGGUGCGCCAGCAGUAGGAGGUGCAUGGAGUACCCCGUCCAAAGAAUCCUCCCCCCGGCCGACCUGUGUGAGCUCCGCUCUGCGCGCUGGGGAGUCUGCUGGGUGAACUUUGAAGCCCUGAUCAUUGCGAUGUCCGUGGUGGGAGGAACGUUCCUUAUCAUGUUGGGGGUCUGCUGCUGCUGCUGCUGUUGUAAGAAAAAAAGCAAAAAGCCAGACAAGGAUGAUGAGAGAGCAGCCAGGGAGCGCGAGAAGAGGCGGGUACGGCAGGAGGAGAGGAGAGCAGAGAUGAAAUCACGGCAUGAUGAAAUCCGAAGAAAAUAUGGCCUGUUCAAGGAAGAGAACCCUUAUGCAAAAUUUGAGAAUUAGCAUCUCCAGACCCACCGACCCCGGUGAACAGUGCCUUCUGCAGAGCCAAAAGUCUCCAGGUUUCCCUCCCCAUCAGGAGACCACCACUUCAGCUGCCACAGAGGAUGAGCCAAAUGUUUGCUGGCACCAUUGUCCCCACUCUGGGUGCUCAAUUUGCCCAGAGCUUUGCUCUUGCCCUGCUGGCGCAAGAAAAAGUGGUGGCAAUACCAGACAAGGGCACAUUUCUUCUCACUCACCCCUGGGGUGGUUGCGGGAUCCAAAGCAAUGCAAGCAACAGCCCUUGUCCCUGGCCAAGGGCAAAAGUCACC